Molecule: messenger RNA, 1016 nt
Organism: Sphaerodactylus townsendi
Lineage: Eukaryota; Metazoa; Chordata; Lepidosauria; Squamata; Sphaerodactylidae
Gene: POP4
Product: POP4 homolog, ribonuclease P/MRP subunit
Exons: 7
Coding region: 29-775 (248 amino acids)
Biological process (GO): rRNA processing; tRNA 5'-leader removal
Cellular component (GO): ribonuclease MRP complex; ribonuclease P complex
Molecular function (GO): ribonuclease P RNA binding
Source: RefSeq, a predicted model, not a curated record
CUUGAUCGUGAGCGAGCAGCGGUAGCGCAUGCGCAUUCCAGUUGACUGCAGGCACCGUGAGCGUGGUGUUGCUGGAUCGUGGCGGGAUGCUGAUUUAAUUACACGUCUUAACAUGGAGCGUGUCUUAUAUCAGCAGCUCCCUCAGCAAACGGCAAAGCUUGUGAAUAUCCAGGCUCAACAGCCAAAGGCGGCCGACGCAUUUGUGAGAGCGUUUCUGAAGCGCAGCUUGCCCCAGAAGAGCGAGGAGGCCAUUGACGAUCUCUUAACCCGGAAAGCUGUUGUUCUCGAGCACUUUCAGAAGAGGAGGAGACGAGAAAGAAAGACGAGAGGGAAAGGUCUUUCAGCCAAGCAGAGGAGAGAGAUGCGGCUCUUUGAAAUUCAACCAGAACACCAGAGGUACGAGAUGUUUCUACCUUUGCACGAACUAUGGGAGCAAUAUAUCCGGGACCUUUGCAAUGGACUCAAGCCGGAAACACAGCCACAGAUUAUUCAAACCAAACUGCUGAAAGCUGAUCUGCACGGUGCCCUUGUUACAGUGACCAAAUCGAAAUGCCCCUCCUAUGUUGGCAUUACGGGCAUUGUCGUUCAGGAAACGAAGCACGUUUUCAAAAUCAUCACAAAAGAAGACCAAUUGAAAGUCGUUCCCAAGUUUAACAAUGUCUUCAGCAUGGAGAUUGAUGGCUUCGUAUCCUAUAUCUUUGGCAGCAAGAUCCAGUUCAGAGCCAGUGAACGUUCUGCGAAGAAGUUCAAAGCAAGAGGAACUAUCGAUUUGUAACUAGUCUACAAAUCUAGAAACCUGGUUACUUUGAUGUGGGAUGGGAAGCAUUGAUCACAGCAUAUAAACUAAAACUGGUCAUAACCCCCAAAUAUCUUUGCCAUGAUGCAUGAAAUAGGAAUACUGGAUAUUUCUAACACACAUUCAUGUUUUUAUGUUUCUAGCAUCUGUUUUUCCUUUUUUUAAAAAAAUGAUUUGUAUUUAUAAAUCCUAUAUUUAAAUAAAACUAUUCUACUUUCUA